ACCACGCUGACCGUUUUGUGGUUUUAUGUUCGAUUACUUUGCAAACUGGAUGAAUGUCUAAUUUUUUUCUUUUUAACAUUUUUUUUUUUGUAAACGUCGACAGUCAAGAAUUGUAAAAUGUUCCUGAAACGUUUAUCGGAUUAAAAGAUUUGUAGUAAUUUUUUAUAAUCAAUUUUCAUUUUUUACAGAAAAUAAUCCGUAAAUAGUGUGAAUAUAUCGUUGUAAAGUGGCCGUGGGAAACUUGAAAAUGUUCCCACGUUACUAUUGCGAUAGUAUGCGUAGUGUGUGUGUGUGAAAUUCCUAAAUGUAAAGAUGAACGGUCACGGGCAAGAACACGGUCAUGCAGUAGUAGUUUGGGAAUGGGAAAAUCGUCAUGGGCGAUGGAGACCAUAUAGUCCAGCAGUAUCUCAACACCUUGAAAGAGCUCAUUGUAAAAAACUCACAAGAGUCUUCCUUAACGAUGCCGAUCCUAGUUUGGAAAGGUAUUAUAUUAAUUUGAAGACCAAGAUGCAAUGCAGUGAUGAUGGAGAUGAAACGCAUAAUGUAAGAAGAAAAUUUUAUCAUCCUGUUUCACCGGCAGGGAAAGGUGCUAAAUGGGAAUGGGCUGGAGAUACCGACGAUUGGCAUACUUACGAUAUGGAAGUACAGUGUCUUAUCGAAGAAGCCUGGGCACGAGGUGACAAGACUAUUGAUGUUUCUAAGACUUAUUUAGGUUUUCCAUAUAUCAUCAAUUUUUGUAAUCUGACUCAAGUUCGUUGUUGUACCGGCUAUGUAAGACCUAUUCGUCGUGUUCAACAAGCACCUUAUCCAUUGGUUAAAGUUGCUUUAGAAGAAUUACAAAUUGCUACUGGGAAAAAGGGCACUUCUGUGACGGUUAAAAGUUCAAGUAAAAUGAUCCAUAAGAAAACGUCUAACAGUAGUACCAAAAAAAAUAAUAAAAAAAGCAAAAGUGGAGAUACAGGCCCUUCCAAUAUUGCAAGAGUUAUUUUAAAUAAUUUCAACAUAUUUAGUAACAAACAUAACAUUGACAAUAAUGAUUCUAUUACGACUGUUGAAACUUCUGAUAAAACAAAAACAUGGGACAGUGUUUUGGAUGUAGAUUCCAGUAGUACAAAAAGCGGUCGUAGACCUAGUGUUGACACUGUAUCAACGUAUUUGAGUCAUGAAAAUCCUGUGGAUUUGUUAGACAGUAGUAUGGGAAGUGAUGAUGCAUUCAAAGAAUCUAAUUUUGGCGUAGAUACAACAUCAGACGUAAUAUCUCAGUAUGUAAAAGUAGUUGAAAGUGAUGAUUCCGAUUCAUGUCCUGUAUGUUUAGGCAGUCCUGAACCUCUGACAGUAGAAUUAACUCGUUGCAAACAUAGAUUACACUUAGCAUGUCUAAAUGCAAUGCUUAGUUGUCAACAACCACCUAUGUACAUACAAUGUCCAGUGUGUAGACUAAUAUACGGAGAGAAAAGGGGUAAUCAACCACCAGGUACUAUGAACUGGACAAGGAUACCAAGAUCUUUACCUGGUUUCCCAAAAACUAAUACAAUACAGAUAACAUAUGACAUUCCAUCUGGAGUUCAAGGAUCAGAACAUCCAAAUCCUGGCCAAGCAUAUUACGCUGUUGGUUUUCCAAGAGUUUGUUAUUUACCAGAUAAUAACUUAGGUCGUAGAGUAUUAAGACUGUUACAAAUUGCAUUUGAACGAAGACUGAUAUUCACAAUUGGACGAUCUAUAACUACCGGUCGUGAAGAUGUAAUAACAUGGAAUGAAAUUCAUCAUAAGACUGAAUUAGGUCCAUCUACGUCUGGUCAUGGUUAUCCUGAUACAAGUUACCUCGAAAGAACUCUAGCAGAGUUGGCAGCUCAAGGUGUAACAGAUGGAUAAUAUAUGUUAAAGUUACAUUAUAAAAACGUAUAUUCAAAUACUACGAACAGAUCUAUUGAAAUUAUAUUACGUGAAAAAUAUUUUUAUACAGUCUUGGAACCAAAAUUUAAAAAAAAGAAAAAGAA
Messenger RNA from Vespula pensylvanica (western yellowjacket), 1997 nucleotides. RefSeq names its product protein deltex (gene dx). Bases 313 to 1872 code for a protein of 519 amino acids. Gene Ontology annotation, cellular component: nucleoplasm. The record is from RefSeq and is a predicted model, not a curated record. The transcript is spliced from 6 exons. Lineage: Eukaryota; Metazoa; Arthropoda; Insecta; Hymenoptera; Vespidae. Gene Ontology annotation, molecular function: ubiquitin protein ligase activity; zinc ion binding. Gene Ontology annotation, biological process: protein ubiquitination; Notch signaling pathway.